Molecule: messenger RNA, 3894 nt
Organism: Gossypium arboreum
Lineage: Eukaryota; Viridiplantae; Streptophyta; Magnoliopsida; Malvales; Malvaceae
Product: phytosulfokine receptor 1-like
Exons: 3
Coding region: 1614-3722 (702 amino acids)
Molecular function (GO): protein binding
Source: RefSeq, a predicted model, not a curated record
GUAGUUUAAUUUCCAUACCAUAGUAAAAAGCUUCUUUAUUGUAGCAAUUAAAAAGAUGUUGGUUAUUGUUGUAUAGCAAGGGUUUUACUUCAGGUUUUUAUAUUCACUGAUAUUCUGUCUAUUUCGAUCUGGUAUUGCAUUUUGAAUUGCUACUUUUGCUUGUUUCGUGGUUUUAUUAUUUAGUCAUGCCGUAGUUUAUUUUCCAUUUCAUAGUAGAAGCUUCUUUAUUAUAUAUAAUCUGUUCUCUUUGCUAUCAGGUUUAUCAUGAAUCAUGAUUAAUUUGAGGAUCUUUUUUAAAUCAACGACUGCUGUUAAAGGACAGAAAUGGGAGAGACUGUCGCUGUUUGAUCAAGGCACAUCAGAAACUAGGAACUUGUGCUGAUUUCGGUAUUGAAGCAUGGACAUCUUAUUACCACGGCAUCAACGAUAAAGUUUCGGGAUUUCACCAAGACAGUCAAACCGGAAGAAAGGUAAAUUAUUCUGUCAAAUUACUAUGUUCUAAACAAUAUCUGUAGGAAGCACAUACUUUACAUUCUUGGUCUGAAUUUUUUUUUCUUUUUGGUAUCAUAUUAUCUGUGCUUAAUAUUUGUGUUGGAUUAUAUAUACGUACUUUCCACAUGCGCAUUACAUGGUGCCAUGUCAGACUUAAUGAUAAAAAUGGAACAAAUCGUUUAUUUAAUGAUCAUAUUGUAGAUUUUUAAAAUUCUAAUUUAAAUUGUACACGAGUAAACUUAUAAAUUAUUCUGAUAUAAAUUAUUACAAAUCUUGUACUUGUAUACUAUGUAUUCUACAGAAGAUAAUAAAAUCCCAUAUAAUAUGAAUAUUAUUUAAUUAUACAAAUAAUCACAAUUCGGGUAAAUUAUAUCAAGGUUAUAUUUUUGAUUGAUAACUUUAGAAAGUUGCAAAAUUUUUAUUGAGUUUUUGAAAGUUUUCAUUUAAAUUAUUGAAUUAUUUGAAAGUUAUAUUUUAAGUUAUUGAGUUGUUAAGUUAUUUGUUUAAAAAAAAAAAGUUCGGCUAGCGAGCUCUAAGUGAUGAUUUGAGUGAGUAGAAAAACAUAAUUUAUAUUCAAAUCGAUCUGAUGGUCAGUAUUAAAGAUAGGAAAAGAAAGCCAUUUAGAUUUUAGUCCAAAAAUUUGUAAUGUUGAAAGUUAAUUCAUGCAAAAAAACUAAACUAUAAAGAAUGAGGAAAACUUUCGAUUAAUACAAACAAUGCAAAUAGAGAAAAUUAUAUAAUAUUGAUUUUAAAAGUCUAAUAAUUUAAAUAAAAUUUUGAAUAAUCAGUGAUCAUUUUAUAAUUUUUAAAAAUUAAAUGACUAAAUCAUAAUAUCUCAUAUAAUACACUUAGAUUUGUAUGCUUCUGAUAAAUAUCUCAUAACUUAGAUUUGUAUGCUUGUGAUAAAUAUCUCAUAUAAUACACUUAUAUUUGUAUGCUUGUAUAAAUAUCUCAUUUAGUAAGAAACCCCGAUGAUCCAACGAAACAAAUGAUUCCGACCUUUUGAUUAUUAAGUCAACGACCCUUUAUUCAAGGAAAAUUGGAUCCAUAAUUCGAAUAAUAAAACAAACAAUGAUUCUGUCAUUAAAACUUGAACUGAGCCAUAUGCAGAAAAGUACACCAUGUCUUCCCCAAAUCUCUAUUUGAUCUACAUUUCAUCAUUGUUCUUCAGUUUCCAUUUAUGGGUCUUGAAAUCACAAGAAACACCAUGUAACCCCAAUGAUUUGAAGGCCUUGAAUGGAUUUUCAAGCUGCCUGGAACCAAAUGUUCUUGGAUGGAACAACAGCAACUCUGUUUCGGAUUGCUGCACUUGGACGGGUGUCACCUGCAACGAUUCCGCGAGCAGAAGGGUGGUGGCUUUGGAACUUGGUCAAAAGAAUCUUUAUGGAACAAUUUGUGAUUCCAUUGUAGGGUUAAACCAGUUGAGAAUCCUGAAUCUUUCCCAUAACCAGCUUCACGGUUCACUUCCGACCAAGCUUUUUCGCAUGGAGAAACUGGAAAUCCUUGAUGUAAGUGACAACAGGUUCGUUUAUAGAAUCCCCGAAGAGCUUCCUCUAUCAUCGUCUAUAUGGUACGUUAAUGUUUCGAAGAAUGGUUUGUUCGGUUCCAUAGGUGAAAAUCUCUGCAAAAACUCAUCAUCAUCCAAUAUCAAGGUUCUUGAUAUGUCAAUGAACUUCUUUGGGGAAGUUCAACAAGGUCUGUCAAACUGUACUUCAUUGCAAUAUCUCAUGAUCAAUGGCAACAAUUUCAGGAGUUUGCCAAGGGGUAUCUUCCAAAUGAUGCAAAAUCUUAGAGUUUUGCAUCUUCAAAACAACAGCUUUUCAGGGACAUUGGAUCAUGGGAUUGGUCAUCUUCUAAACCUUGUUGAAUUAGACAUCUCUUCUAAUUCAUUUACAGGGGUUUUCCCAGAUGUGUUUGGGAGCCUAGGAAAGCUUGAGAAAUUCACUGCAAGUUCAAAUAACUUCAAUGGAGCUUUGCCAACCUCAAUGCUCAACUCACCUUCAAUUACAACCCUUGAUCUCCACAACAACAGCUUGAAUGAUCCAAUUAACCUCAACUGUUCAGCCAUGACCAAGCUCAGAUCCCUUCACCUUGGGUCUAAUAAGCUCUAUGGUUCAAUCCUCCAUAACCUUUCCUCUUGUAAGAGCUUGAACAUACUCAACCUUGGCCACAACAACCUUGAUGGUCAAAUCCCUGAAAGUUUCAAGAAUCUCAAUGCUCUCACAGUGCUUUCACUCUCAAGGACCAACCUGGUCAACCUCUCAUCCACCCUUAAGAUUCUGCAGCACUUCAAAAACUUGACUGUUUUGAUGCUCUCUGAAAAUUUUCAGGGCGAACAGAUUCCCGAUGAUGCUUAUUUUCAAUUCAGAAGCCUCAAGGUACUCAGCAUUGCCUACAGUGAACUGCGGGGAUUGAUGCCACCAUGGUUGCUUGGCUGCAACGGGUUACAAUUCUUGGACUUGUCGACGAACCAUCUGUUCGGAACCAUUCCUCUGGGGUUCAACAAGUUUAAGUACCUGUUUUACCUGGAUUUGUCAAACAAUUCAUUCACAGGUGAGAUACCAAAAGGGUUAACUCAACUACAGGCCCUCAUCGACAUCGACAUUUCGUUGUUAGGGACUCCUUUAGGAUUCCCUUUGUUCAGCACCGGUAUAGACGGUGCAACUUUUUGUUACAAUAACAUCAUAAGUUUCCCACCAACAUUGGACCUGAGUUACAACAUGCUAAGUGGAACUAUUUGGCCAAGUUUUGGCAACUUGAGAAGGCUUCAUGUUCUAAACCUCAAAGAGAAUCGCUUGAGAGGCUCGAUCCCAGAGUCUUUGUCGGGGAUGAAAAACUUGGAAACCUUGGACUUAUCUCAUAACAAAUUAUCUGGAAAGAUACCAGAAUCACUUGUGCUGCUCAGUUUUUUGUCCAAGUUCAGUGUGGCAUAUAAUGAACUUUAUGGGGAAAUCCCCAUGGGAGGUCAGUUCAUGACUUUCCCAUCUUCAAGCUUUGAAAGGAACAAUGGCCUUUGUGGUGGACCUUAUAUUCCAUGCUCACUUCAACAGGCUCCUGUUGAUGAAUCUCCAAGUGAAGCAAUGACAGUAUUUGGUCCUCAAUUCGGAUUCGGCGUUGCUACUGGCUUUGUUCUCACCAUUAUCGUCUGCUUUAUGUCUGGUUGGAUUCUUCCAAGAGAGACAACAUUCAAAUAUAGAUGCUUUACAAGUAGAUCCAGUCACCAUGACUAGCUUUUUUUCGAUGUCUGCUGUACAGCUUUUCAAGUUGUAGACUGCUAAAAAUAUCUUGAAAACUGUUGUACUAAGAGUUAGAUUAUAUUUUGUAUCAUCUGUUCAAAAAAAUGAGCAAAUUAAUCUCUUUACGUUAAAUUAAAGAAUAAAUUAAUCUUUUCUGUUAAAAAAA